AGUAUUAUUGCACAUUGUAUCGUGUUUAUCGAUGUUUCAAUCGAUUAACGAUUGCAAUGCUUCGUCUGCUAAAACACUGACUACACCGGUCACCAGACACCAGUAAAUACUAGGAUAAUUUGUAUUAUUGUAAUUUGAAUUUUAUUACAGCUAUGUUUUUCUCUUCUUGCGUUAAUAACAUUGCCUUGCGACCAAUGCAUGGUUACUUUGAAAAAUUGAGCAAGUUUAGUAAACUUGGUAGCUAUCGGAGUUUAAGUUCCAAUCCACUUAGCUGCUUAGUGUUUCUUGAAAAUUCGAAACGAAACUCUCCGCUGCUGUCAAUAUCGUAUACUCAAAACAACGUUGGAUACGCAAAUAAAUUCAGAAGAUCGUACAGUCAACAAAACUCCCAAUCUGAAUCAAAAUCAGAUAAUGGAAGGAAAGGUUCCAGCAAAAUAAAGCUGUUAAUGAUUGGAUUUGGUUUUGGAGCUGUUAUCGGACUGUCAUAUUGGUACAACAAAAAUGUCAGAAAUAAGAUGGUUCCUAUUGCAAAUGUGGAUUCUGAAAACAAGCUUUUGUUCUUGGAGCCUCCCCCUGUGGAUUUCAUUGCAAAAAAGGUAGAGGGCAACAAAGAUACCAGCAACUUGCAACUGACAUUAUUUCAAUAUGAGCCGUGUCCUUUCUGCAAGAAAGUCCGUGCCUAUUUGGAUUUUGCUGGUCUAUCAUAUGAUGUGGUUGAGGUAAACCCAGUUACGAAAAAACAACUGAACUGGUCUGCAUACAAAAAAGUUCCAAUUGUUGUUGUGAAAGUGGAAGAAGGUUAUCAGCAACUCAAUGACAGCAGUAUGAUUAUAUCAUCUUUGGCCUCUCAUUUGGUUGACCCUGACCAAGACCUAACCACAGUUGUCAAGUAUUAUCCUCAAGUUGACUUUCAAGAUACUAACGGCAAAAAAGGCUCCGAAAUAAUGAAUCGGUAUUUCUUAAUGUUUGGUGACAAUGAGUCUACUGGACGAAGCAAGGAAAGCAUAAUGGAAGAACGCAAGUGGCGUAAAUGGAGCGACGACGUUUUGAUGCACACUAUUUCACCGAAUAUCUACCGAACUUGGGAAGAAUCAUUAGAAGCCUUCAACAUGUUUUCCAAGAACGGCGAUUGGGAGCGCAUUUUUUCUUCAUGGGAGAGACAAAUGGUGAUUUACGUGGGUGCGGCAGUCAUGUAUUUGAUUGGAAAGCGCUUGAAAAAGCGACACAAUAUAUUAGACGACGCCCGUCAAUCUUUGUACAAUGAAGUCAACUAUUUUUUGAAAACUGUCGACGAAAAAGGCACGCCCUUUCUUGGGGGCGAUGUUCCAAAUCUGGCUGAUCUAGCUGUCUACGGAUGUAUUAGCAGUAUUGAUGGAACGCGAACUUUCGAUGAGCUCAUGGAUCACACAAAACUGUCACCCUGGUAUAAGGCAAUGUGCCGUGUUAUAGACAGCCGUCGAGGGAAAAUUUCCUUGUCGUAGUUGCUAAUGCACUCAGCACCAUCUUAGCGUGUAUCCGUUUAACAAAUAUAUUCCCGUGUACAAACAA
Molecule: messenger RNA, 1548 nt
Organism: Daphnia pulex (common water flea)
Lineage: Eukaryota; Metazoa; Arthropoda; Branchiopoda; Diplostraca; Daphniidae
Gene: Su(P)
Product: prostaglandin E synthase 2-like
Exons: 9
Coding region: 153-1481 (442 amino acids)
Cellular component (GO): mitochondrion
Molecular function (GO): prostaglandin-E synthase activity
Source: RefSeq, a predicted model, not a curated record